Rhagoletis pomonella (apple maggot) is the source of this 1964-nucleotide messenger RNA. RefSeq lists its product as uncharacterized. Lineage: Eukaryota; Metazoa; Arthropoda; Insecta; Diptera; Tephritidae. The record is from RefSeq and is a predicted model, not a curated record. Bases 964 to 1707 code for a protein of 247 amino acids. The transcript has 3 exons.
AUUAACACUAGUGGGUGAGAAAAUAGCACGAAAAAAAAACUUGUGAAAAAUUUUAUCUGGUUGUGUGUGCCUAAAGAUUAGAACCAACAUAAUGCUACCUCAUAAAAAUAGAAAAAAAAAUAUAUUAUAAAUACCAAGUAUGCAGUUUACAGUGCAUGUGCCCGCUUAUCAGGGCAGUGAAUUUUGGCGUGCGACGCUCUAAAAAUUUUAUAUAAACGCGAGAACGAAAGGUGGACGUGAAUUGUGGAAAGGCAGUACCCGUGGCCUGUGAGAAAAAGGAAACCAACAAAGUGUGACAAAAAAAACAAUCAAAAGCAUAAAUUUAAUUUAAAAGCAAAGACGAAAGAUGGACGUGUAUUGUGGCGAGUGGUUCUUGUGUAUUUGCGGCCAUACUAAGAAAACUACGUGUAGCGUUUGUUUAGACUUAAUAACUGCAAGGGUUUUACGCUUGCUACACUGUUUUCUUAAGCUGACGCACAAAAUUAAAUUAUAUUAUUAGUUGUGUGUACAAAUGCAAACAUAAUUCGGUGUAUGUGUACGGUCGGUGUUAUGCAGAAAUUUUGUUUGGCAAACUGCGUGAAAUUGUUGUUGCAGCAAACUCGGAGAGAGAAAGUUUGGUGACUCUCACAGCAAACUAAAUUUGUUGGGCCAAACAGAUGAAAAAUAAGUGUUGCCAUACACAAAAAUUUGCUGGAAAAUACAGUAUUGCCAUACCGAUAUGGUAGAUGUUGCGGUUAUACACAAAACAUGUUUAUUCCAGAAGAAAACGCGCUGAGUAUAUGUACUGCUAACGCAAAAUUUUCGAUAUAAAGAUAUUUAAUAUCCGCGCGAAUAUAAAAGUUAUUAAAGUGAGUAUUUGUAUUACAAAAACAUUAUUACUUAUUUGUGUGUCGUUAGAAAAUGACUAAGCAAAGAAAUUUGUGAAAAUCUAAAGUGGGUCAAUUAAUUUUUAUAAUUAUAGAAAUGUCUAUCUCCUGGAGCCGAGCGUUAACGGAAGAAUUAAUAAAUCUUCUCCAGGCCCGAGAGUGUCUUUGGAACACAAAGCAUUGCCAUUAUAGUGACAGGGAUAAGCGAAAUGCGGCAAUAAAUGGAAUUCACGACGUUUUGGUGACGAAAGAUCCCCUUGUGACCCCAAAAAACAUUAGGGAAAAAAUUCAAGAACUGCGCUCACAAUUUCGGAGAGAAGUGAGGGCAAUUGAAGCCAGUAAACGGAGUGGAUGCGGCGCAGCAGAUGUGAAAACACCCAAAAUGUGGUGUUACGAGCUGCUCCAGUUUCUACGUCCAAACGUAGAAAUAAGGGUGACGCAGGAUAGUUUAAAUGAUGAAAACAGGCCACAAACGAGAUACGAUACGGACAAUAAUAUAAACACGGACAACGCCUCGUUGAGGGACGAACCGUCGGUUUCAUCAUCUUGCAGAAAACGAAAUAAGGCUCAUUUUCAACAAAAGGUACAACAGGGAUUAAAAGAGUUGACAAAUAUAAUGGUGACAAACACAAAAAGGAAAUAUGAGUGGUUUGGCGAGGAGGUGGUCAGCAUACUGGAUGGUAUGAAAAGUGAGGACGUUGCUCUGGAAACCAUUGAUGCCAUCCAUUCCCUGCUAUCUUCCGCCAGAAAAAAAGACAAGGAAGUAACAAACUCCGCGACAACUCGGGAUAUUUUAAGUUUAGCUUUAGAUGGUGUUUUAGAUGAUAGCGAUUUGGAAUAGAUUUUAAGUUAAUGUAAGUUUUUAAUGAAUUUUACGGUUGUGGUAGGUGAUGAGUUUUAAUGAAUUUUUUUAUUUUUACUUAAUAUCGUCACCUGACAGGAAGAGCGACCUAUGUCGGCAGCCAAUUCGAAAACGGCCUAUCUCAGAAAUUAUUCAAGAACGCCCCACUUCAGAAUUUGACUGAAGAACGCCCUAUUUCAGAAUUUUAUUGAAAAACACCCUAUCUCAGAAUUCGGCUCAAAAACGCCCUAUCUCAG